Thalassophryne amazonica is the source of this 3929-nucleotide messenger RNA. It is a transcript of the gene epha2a, whose product is annotated as eph receptor A2 a. Gene Ontology annotation, molecular function: ATP binding; protein binding; transmembrane-ephrin receptor activity. Gene Ontology annotation, biological process: axon guidance; protein phosphorylation; cell surface receptor protein tyrosine kinase signaling pathway. The transcript has 16 exons. The coding region runs from base 213 to 3242 and encodes 1009 amino acids. NCBI's taxonomy places the organism in Eukaryota, Metazoa, Chordata, Actinopteri, Batrachoidiformes, Batrachoididae. The record is from RefSeq and is a predicted model, not a curated record. Gene Ontology annotation, cellular component: neuron projection; plasma membrane.
CAGGUGCGGUGACCACGCCCCCACACCACCAUAUUUGGAAAGCGUCCGCAUUCCAAAGGGCUCUGGGCGGGGCUAUGACGCCACCUGUUUGUGAAUGAGCUGCGGGAGCCGCAGAAGUGAAGGAGGAGAACUGAGGAGCCGCCGGAGGAGCAGCCGGAGGAGAGCACACGGCAGGAAACACGACCACGGCGGCUUCCUAAAGUUGUGGAAAAAUGGAUUUCCAUCGGCUCUACUUAUUUUUGGCUUUAUUAACUGUCCAAGUUGUUAUCAGCCUCCAGUCAAACAAACAAGUCUUGUUGGAUAUGGGUGCAUCAAGGGGAGAGUUGGGGUGGUUGGCUUCGCCUGACAAAAACGGCUGGGAGAUCGUCCAGACCGUAGUGAACGGCUCACUUUUCUACACCUACAGUGUAUGUAACAUAGACUCUACUGAACAGGAUAACUGGUUGCGCACAACAUUCAUUCAGCGGCGUCCAGGGACGACACGCGUGUCUGUGGAGCUUCGUUUUGUGGUGCGAGAUUGCAACACCUUUGGCGAUUCUUCCCUGUCUUGCAAAGAAACCUUCAACCUUUUCAUCUCAGAGGCUGACGCCGAUGUGGGAACCACUUUCCGCAAAGGUCAGUUCCGCAAGGUGGCCACGAUCGCUCCCGAUGAGAUCACAAAGGACCGUGAGCUGAAAGUCAACACAGAGACGAAGACAGUGGGCCCCCUGUCGCAAAAGGGUUUUUACCUGGCCUUCCAGGACAUGGGGGCUUGCGUGGCACUGCUGUCUGUCAGAGUGUACUACAAGACGUGCCCAUCCACAGUGCAGAGCUUAGCGGCCUUCCCGGAGACCGUGGCCGAUGCUCUGAAGGAGGUGACGGGAUCCUGUGUGGAGAACGCGUUCAGUCAGUCCACCCCACGCAUCUACUGCACAGCUGAGGGCGAAUGGGUGGUUCCAGUGGGACAGUGCCAGUGCCUCGCAGGCUAUGAAACCACGGGGGAGUCCUGCCAAGUUUGCAAACCAGGCUACUUCAAGCCAUCUGUCUCCAGCGACUUAUGCCAGAUUUGCCCGGCAAACACCAAACCCACCGAAUCCGGCGCCCAUGAAUGCCAGUGUGGGGAUGGGUUCUUCCGCUCGCCUUCAGACCGUCCAACAUCAGCGUGCUCUGCACCACCCGGACCCCCUCGUGAUCUGACCUCCACCACCCUGUCAGCAGAGGGAAGACUACAGCUGUUUUGGAGAGUUCCACUGGUGACGGGCGGCCGCAGUGACCUCACAUACAGUGUGGUGUGUGAGCGUUGCGAUGGGUCCUCAUGCAUGCCCUGCGGCGAGAAGAUCCGUUUCGAGCCAGGUCCCACAAACUUGAAGGACGCCACAGUCAUUGUCGGUGACCUGGAUUCUCAUCUCAACUACACUUUCACUGUGGAAUCUCACAGUGGUGUGUCACCAUACAGCACCGACAGACCCACAGCGACCAUCACCACCGCUCUGGAUUACACAGAUCCCCCGAAGGUGACGCUGAUCCAUUUGGAUGACCGCAGCCCCACCAGUCUGUCUCUGUCCUGGAUUUUGUCUCGUAGGCCUCCAGCACACAUUAAUCACCGUUAUGAACUCAUGUACCGCAGAAAAAAUGGUGACAAUGAGCGAGAUGUAACUACAUACACAGUCCUGAUUUUGGAUAAAUGCUCAGUCCAGAUUAACGACCUUUCCCCAGACACUACAUACAUAUUCAGAGUUCAAGCAUUGAGUCCCGAAGGCAACCCUGGCAGCUACAGCUUAGAUCACGAGUUCCGUACUUCAUCUUUAGCUGAGUCCCGUGUCCAGAAUAAGUCCACCAUGGUUAUGGCUGGUGUUGCUGGGGUAGCAGUUAUCCUACUGAUUGUGGUGGCCAUCCUGCUGUUCCGUAAAUGGAGGAUGAGACUUCCUGGCAGGAGAGGACCAGAAGAUCCCUACUUUUCGACAGAUCAGCUGAAGCCUCUGAAAACUUAUGUGGACCCGCAUAUGUAUGAGGAUCCUAACAUUGCCAUCCAGAAGUUUGUCACAGAAAUUGACCCUAAUGCCAUUACCAAACAAAAAGUCAUCGGUGUAGGAGAGUUCGGUGAAGUGUUUCGGGGUGUGAUGAAGACACCGCUACGAGGAGAGGUGGCUGUAGCCAUCAAAACUCUGAAGCUGGGCUACUCGGAGAAGCAGAGGCAGGACUUCUUGAGUGAAGCCAGCAUUAUGGGACAGUUCUCACACCCAAAUAUCAUCCGUUUGGAGGGAGUGGUCACCAAAUGUGAGUCAGAUGUCUUCCUGUGUAACUGCUGCUUCAUCCCAGAAAAAUCCACACUUUUCCUAUUUGUAAUUUGUUCGAUUAACAAGUUUUUGCUUGGAUCUGCAGUCAAACAUGCCAUGAUAGUGACGGAAUACAUGGAGAAUGGAGCGCUCGACACAUAUCUGAAGGGCCGUGAUGGAGAGAUUCCGUCAUAUCAGCUUGUAGGAAUGCUACAUGGAAUAGCGGCCGGUAUGAAGUACCUGUCAGACAUGAACUAUGUCCACCGAGACCUGGCAGCAAGAAAUGUGCUUGUAACCAGCAACCUAGAAUGUAAAGUGUCUGAUUUUGGCCUGUCACGUGUGCUGGAAGAUGAUGCAGAGGGAACGUACACAACCAGGGGAGGUAAAAUCCCAAUCCGUUGGACUGCUCCGGAGGCCAUCGCAUAUAGGAAAUUCACUUCAGCCAGUGAUGUGUGGAGUUUUGGCAUUGUAAUGUGGGAGGUCAUGGCAUUUGGUGAACGACCCUACUGGGACAUGAGCAACCACGAGGUUAUGAAGGCAAUAAACGAGGCUUUCAGGCUUCCUGCUCCGAUGGACUGCCCGUCUACGGUCUACCAGCUCAUGCUCCAGUGUUGGCAACACGAUCGCUCCAAACGACCGCGUUUCUCCGACAUUGUCAACAUUUUGGAUAAACUAAUCCGAAGCCCGGAGUCUUUAAAAACCAUUGCUGACUUUGACCCACGUGUGUCCAUCCGGCUGCCCAGCACCAGCGGCUGUGAUGGCACAAUAUUCAGGUCCGUUCCCGAGUGGCUGGAGUCCAUCAAAAUGAGCCAGUACAGUGACAGCUUUGCUCGUGCUGGAAUCACCACCAUGGAGCAGGUGCUCGCCUUGAGGCAUGAAGACAUAAGGAAUAUUGGAGUACGGUUACCAGGUCACAUGAAGAGGAUAGCCUACAGUAUCCUGGGCCUGAAAGACGAGACCAGUUCACUCAGCGUUUUUGCGGUGUGAUCUAAGCAUUCCUCCAAAUGGCCGAGCGUGCCAUUUCACUGAGGGAGUACUGAAGUCGGAGGUGAAACUGAGCCGCGCUGCUGUUAAUAUCUGACAAAGCGCGGCACGACUGAGGUCGACCCUCCAAACUGCUCAGAAAGGACUGAGAUUUAAAAUGCUAAAUGUAUUUUAAUGUAAAAGAGAGCAAUAAUUUAUGUCAAAUAUGCAGUAUCUUCAGCAUUGUAGUAAAUGACUGAGAUUAUUUUGUAUUUACUAGAUGACUGAACUGGAAGUCUUAAAUUUAUAUAUACAUAUAUAUGAUGUAUAUAUUAAGGCCCUUUAUGAAAUAAGGGUUACUUUUUCUAAGUACUCACUUUUCCUUCCAGGAUUCUAUGGAUCCUUCAGUUUGUUUUUAUACUGUUUUCGAGAUUGCGACUUGCUUUUAAAUUUGGAAUUAUUAUUAUACUCAGGGGAGAAAAAAAAUCACCUUCUUUUGUGUGGUUGUUUGUCUCUUCACUCUACACCUCAAUAGAUUUUCUUAAGUCAUUUAUUUUACUGUUUACAUUGCGUGUCAUUACAACUGUACAUUUUAUUUAAUAUUUAUUUUAUAUUUAUGUCAUUGGAUACAUGUGAAAUAACACUGCGAUGGCACACUUUUACCAAUUGAUGUGUGUAUUUUUUAAAAUAUAGUUUUGCGUUGUGAACAUA